This is a messenger RNA of Funneliformis caledonium, 1251 nucleotides long. NCBI's taxonomy places the organism in Eukaryota, Fungi, Glomeromycota, Glomeromycetes, Glomerales, Glomeraceae. The record is from the annotation of a GenBank genome assembly.
AUGUUUGUUGGAUUAUCACCACCUACGAAGCACAAAUUCAAAAGUAUUUCUCGGCUUCUCGGCCCCUGGCCCGGUUCAUCUACCAAAACACAAAGAAGUGUUUCUCGAUUCCUCGGGAUCUUUCCACCUACCAAAACACUAAGUGUUUCUCGGCUUCUCAACACGUUGGAAGAAACAAUCGAAAGUUUACUUCUGUUAGACCCUCCUAUUAAUAAAAAGGCUUCUGCAAGCAAUCAAAAAAAGGCUUUAACUUCGUCCUUGAAGCCUUUAUUGAAAAACGAAGAGUCACAAAAAGAAUAUGAGCCACUACGCGUAUUGUUCUCUGUUCCUGAGAGGAAAAAAGACAAUAAAAGGAAAUUAAAGAUCAUCGAAAAAGAAAACCUUGAACAAAAAAGAAAUGUACAGAAUGAACAGGAAAAUGUGCGAGAAAUAAAAAAUGUUCAUCGUUCAUCUUCGUUAACUUCAGGACGUGAAUCGUCACCACCGAUCCCACAAAGAUUUUCAUUUUCAUCAUCGGAACAAGGUUCUUAUGUAGAGCCAAUUCUAGAACACGUUGAAAGAGCAUUGUUCAGGUUCAUUGUAAACAACGAAGAAUAUAUUCCUUUGGAGGCUGUUGAAAGCUUUACAACAAAAUGCAAUCCUCCACGCCAAGUAAAUUUUUCGGAUGCGGACUUACUUUGUAUUUUAAAUUUUAUUAUUCAAAAUAUCAAUUUAUUCACUACCGGACGUUCUAACCAAACGUUGUUUCACGGUGAAUAUAAGCUUGAUCCGUCUGAAUUAUUUAAGUCUUUUAAGAUUGAGGCGCGUAAUCGCAAUGCGCAUGCGAUUACCCAGCAAAUGGGAAGGUGGAACGACGAAGAAUUACAGAGGUUGUCUACACUUGCUUUAAAAGUCAUUGUGUGUCUAGGAGAUAAAGAAUCAUAUGAUCCAUUGGUGAAAAUUAAACGUGAGUUGGAUAAUAAACUAAUAGAGCGAUUGACGUUGAAAACAGACCAAAAAAGAUUUAAUGAAGUGGCUGGAAUCGCAAACCAAGAGAAUGAAGAUGAAUACUGUACAGAUUUGUUUGAUUUUGCCCUAGAUAUUAUUAAUAAACUCAAAUCAUCAAAGGAAGAAAACAUCAAGCAGAUCUUAAAACUUGCUGUGAAUCAAGAUAGCAUGUUUAUGAACAUCUAUAAGAGUUUGGUGCUCCGGAAGGACAAAAGUGUGAUUGUCGAAAAAUUCAUAGCUAUUAUGAAUAUCCAGUAUGAAAUG